UGAUCCCGGACAUAUUGCGUGAGGCGACAUACAGAUAGUGCUAUCAUUAUAUAUAGAUUAUCGCCUGAACAUGUUUACAUAUUUUAUUAGAUACAGCACGACAUACUGUUUGAUUGGAAUGUGUAAAAAGGUGGUAUAGAUGUCCUUCGUAACGUCUUUUAGCUGUUUUCAGAUAUACUACAAGCGAAAACUGCUGAUCAAGGGAGGCGAACAAUGGAGAACCUCCAAGAAAGAUUACUGGAGCACGUGGUGCCCGACCAGGUUGGACAGAUUGGCAAAGUACACUACAGCUUCACAGAGAUGCGGAUCGUCCACGUGCACUGGCCGAAGGUGAACACGGUAGACGGUCUGUUUACGGCCACCAACGGCGCGCUCCGUCUCCAGGGGAAGUACGAGAUACACAGACAAGGCGUGCUCGGAUAUCAUAAGGUUGGAGAGUUUGUGUUCGACCUCAGUGCCAUAGCACUCACCAUUAAGGAAAAUACUGUUUCAGAAGCCACUGCGGCCGCCCUAACUGAGCGACACCGCCAUCGCCAGCACCACCACCGGCCGCGGGCGAUGCCACACAGUGUUACAUGCGCUGUGGGUCACAUCAAGGUGCGGUUCCACGGCGGGGCGGCCCGCCUCUGCCAGUUCCUCACCGCCAUGUACAUCAAGGUCUAUAGACGUCACUUAGAGGCGCAGAUCACAAAGGUGAUUCAGGAAGCAGUUCAGGACGAUGGCCAAAUUCUCAUGUCAGCCUUGUCGGUGAUGGCCUCAAUGCACGGGGCGGCGGGAGAUAGAGCAACAGAAACAAUUACCGUGCAAACCACGUGUAAUACUCGAGUACGCGAGACGGGGACGAUACAGCGGUUUCUGGACAGUUUCGGCGGGCAGACGCCACCCACCUGACGUAGACGAAAUUACCUUGGUUACAAGUUUGGCGCCCCAUUCGCUUAUCGAAGGCCCGACGAGACUGUGAAAAUGGUGCUGCUUCAACGGGAUUUGAACAAUCGUUUUGUAGAGCUGUAUUUUAAGACAUGAAUUAUCAAUUACUUAAAUUGUGGUCAUUUUGAGGUAUAAUUUGAUGAACGUAUCUGUCUGAAGUUCCUAGAGCGAGCGAUGUCUAUAGUGUAUCACUGUAGGAGGCCUUCUAGAUAUGUUUUGCUUUAUUUAUAGAAAACAAAGAUAAUAAAUGAACUAUUGUCAUUAUUCAUCGAGAUAUUCGAAGGCGUAAACGAUCGUUUGGAUUGCCAUAAAUUCAUUAGCUAGCCUUUCCGCCAGAUAACCGGAAUAUUCCAUUCACAAAUUCCGCCUCACGGUUAACGCGUUAUUCAUGAAAUCAAAUUACAAAAUCAUAUUUCAGUUGGGUGGGGUAGAAAAACUUGAUAAAAAUUAUAUCGAAAAUGUGCCAUAUCAAAAUAUCGGGGAUCUUCAAGGCGAUAGAAUUUCCAGAUAUGCAAGCUUUAUACACCAAAAUCAAAUAAAUUCACGCACAAUCAUCGACAUGGCCCAUCCACUAUCUUGUGUUCUGGAUUCCAAGACCAGAUGGUUAUACAUGGUAAACAGGUGUCACUCUGGGUGCACAGCCUUUCUUGUACUUGCUCUUCCUGACAUGAAAUAAGAAGUUAUAAACAAAAUUUCUAAUAAUCGUUUUAUAAUAAAUUUAUAC
Molecule: messenger RNA, 1651 nt
Organism: Mya arenaria
Lineage: Eukaryota; Metazoa; Mollusca; Bivalvia; Myida; Myidae
Exons: 8
Coding region: 214-891 (225 amino acids)
Molecular function (GO): lipid binding
Source: RefSeq, a predicted model, not a curated record